AUGACUACAAUACAUCCAUAUACAGUACCUAUUGUUGCUGGCGAUUUGCGCCGUGCAGAAUUUGUUAAACAAUAUGCUGAUACAUUCGAUUAUUUGGAUGCGAUAUCCCAAGAUAUGUUUAAUCGUAUAGCUAUACGUCUUAAUAUUUAUCGUGCACAACUAAAUAAAUUUGAUGAACGUAUUCAACAUGCUAAUGCUCAUAUUGAUCGUAUUAAAGGUUCAAAACGUGCCAUUCAAGUUCAUUCAAGUGCACGUUAUCCAGUUGAACAAAAUCGUUCAACAUAUAAAUCAAUAUUUGAAUGUGAUACAGAUAAUGAAGAUAAUAAAACACCUGCACUUCAUUAUAAUUUAUUUCGUUUAAAUGAAACAACUGAUAAAUUUAUUGAUCUUAAAGAUAAAGAAUCAAAAUCGAAUGAUGAUACAUUAAUUGUAUUAAAACAAUAUGAGGAUAAUUUUAUUCAAAAAACAAAAAAACUUAUUUUAAAUGGUUUAGGUAGACCACCAACGAAUAUUAAUUCUGUUGUUUCAUUUCUUAAAUAUAAUACACAAGAAAAUCCUUAUACACAACCAACAAAAAUUGAUCCAUUAAAUGUUGGUGGACGAAUACGUAAACAAAAUGAUGAAUCUGCUCAACCACGUAUGAUAUUAUGUUCCAAUAUAUGUUUCUAACUAGGAAACUACUCGAAUUGAUACUGGUCAUUUGAGCCCAUAUUGGAUUUACAAAGAGACCU
Messenger RNA from Rotaria sp. Silwood2, 731 nucleotides. Lineage: Eukaryota; Metazoa; Rotifera; Eurotatoria; Philodinida; Philodinidae. The record is from the annotation of a GenBank genome assembly.